AUGUUUAUUUCAAUACUUUAUUUAUUAUUUUGGACUCCAUUAGCAUUAGUAUCACUUAUUCGAAUUUAUUUUAUUCCAACAUUUAUUGAUUCUAUAACUUAUUAUUAUUUAUAUUAUACACCAUAUCUUGUUCAACUUUUAAUACCAUUUGUGUGUAUUGCUUGUUUACCAGAAAUAUGGCCAAGGAAAAACCGUAUUGUUUAA
This is a messenger RNA of Rotaria sp. Silwood2, 204 nucleotides long. The record is from the annotation of a GenBank genome assembly. Lineage: Eukaryota; Metazoa; Rotifera; Eurotatoria; Philodinida; Philodinidae.